UUUUGUCCAGAUAAUUUCGUAUUUGGCCAAUCUGGCGCUGGAAACAAUUGGGCUAAAGGAUACUAUACUGAAGGUGCUGAACUGGUUGAUUCUAUCCUAGAUGUUCUUCGUAAAGAAGCGGAAUCAACUGAUUGCCUUCUUGCAAUUUGUGUUAUUUGUACUCUAUUUUAA
Molecule: messenger RNA, 171 nt
Organism: Rhizophagus irregularis DAOM 181602=DAOM 197198
Lineage: Eukaryota; Fungi; Glomeromycota; Glomeromycetes; Glomerales; Glomeraceae
Source: RefSeq, a predicted model, not a curated record